Molecule: messenger RNA, 899 nt
Organism: Dermacentor silvarum
Lineage: Eukaryota; Metazoa; Arthropoda; Arachnida; Ixodida; Ixodidae
Exons: 3
Coding region: 273-710 (145 amino acids)
Source: RefSeq, a predicted model, not a curated record
AGAGAAAUUAAAAAUAAAUUAUUUGCCCACCUCACACUGCCAGUGGCAAGAGCAGCCAUGCUUUAAUGUUUUCAAUCAGUCAUUUAUAUCCAUCCAUUUAUGUCGGCCUAAUCGUCCAUGUAGAUGUUUUGAUUGUUGCUUUUGAGUUAUCGUGGCGUCACAUUUUAAUACUGACAUCUGUUUUCAGAAUCAAAAUGAGCCUGGAGACGCCACAGCCGGAAUGCGAAAGGUGAAUUCUUUGGCCAUUCAUCGUCUAGCGUCACCAUGAUCAAAUGCACUGUUGCCAGGAGAAUGUAUUGCCGGGAGGUUGGAGAAGUGCUCAUUCAGAUGAUCCUGGCACAGCUUGCCAUGGUGGACCAGGCAAGUUUGCAAGGGCCUUGAUUCACCAUGUGUUCACAGAGAACCUCAUGGGCCACUCACUUCUCGGAAACAACACCACCAAUAGGCAAAAAGAGGCUCUUGGCCUUAUCAGGGUCAACGCUGUUAUAGGCUUUACCUGUCACAAGUUUCCUGGGACAAACAUGGCCUACAUUAAGAACACUCUGGCCUCACUUCUCGCAAGGGACCUGAAGUGUCCAGAAGAGCUCAAGUCUGUGGACAGUUCAAGUGUUGUGCACUUGCAGCCCUCAACAUUUUUUUACUAUGAUGUUUCUAGUCACCUGAAAAGCCCAGGUUGGAUGGUUCAGACACAAGUACUGUGUUGUGAUUAAUAAUUAAUUGCACAAGGGUUGCGCUUUGUAUUUUAGUACAUUUUUACGUAAAUCUUUAAUAUAUUUCUACAAAAGAUAGUGUUUCUUGACUAUUUUAUUUCAUAGGUAUCUCGGGUCAUUUCAUGCCAAGACAGUUCCAUGACGGCACACCAUUUCAAGUUUGAUAAAGUAAAAGUAGGCCCAGUGAGA